AUACAAGAAAAGGAAUCAGCAUGCUUGUCCAGUUCAUGAAUUCACAGGUAAGUUCAAAGGGGAAACUGUUCGAUUCAAAGUCACCUCAGUAUGUGGUCAUGUUAUGAGUAUUGACUUUGAGGGUAAAUAUAAUAACUGGGAGAAAGUGGAUCCAGGAGAAUUGUUUUCUGCUCCGACAAUUAAGAAAGAAGCAAAUCCGAAACUAAACAUCAUUAAAUUUUUGGAGAAGGAAGCGCGAGAUGCAGACUACAUUGUGUUGUGGUUGGAUUGCGACAGAGAGGGCGAAAAUAUUUGCUUUGAGGUUUUGGACAUUGUGUUGCCUGUUAUGAGACGUUCGGGUAACAGACAGGACGUUGUAUUUCGUGCCCACUUUAGUGCAAUCACUGAUAAAGACAUAAACGCUGCAUUGAAUUCUGUUGGAAAACCAAAUGAAAACGAAUCGCAAUGUGUAGACGCACGGCAAGAUCUGGAUUUACGACUCGGUUGUGCUUUCACAAGGUUUCAAACUAAAUAUUUUCAGGGAAAAUAUGGUGACCUGGACAGUUCCCUUAUAUCAUACGGUCCAUGCCAAACCCCAACAUUGGGGUUUUGUGUAGACAGACAUGACAAGAUUCAAUCUUUUAAACCUGAACCUUUUUGGAUGAUUGAUGUCUCAGUUAAAUGCCCUAAUAAUGGACCAUCAAUAACAUUGGAAUGGGCGAGGGGGAGGAUUUUUGAACAACCUGUUGCAAAAAUGUAUUUAAGCAUAAUCAAAGAAAACAAAAUUGCCGUUAUUGAAAAUAUCUUAAAGAAAGAGAAAACUAAACAAAGGCCACAAGCUUUAAACACAGUUGAGAUGUUAAGAGUAGCAAGUGCUUCUCUUGGUAUUGGACCACAACAAGCUAUGCAGUCAGCCGAGCACUUAUACACGCGUGGCUACAUCAGUUACCCUCGUACCGAAACCACUCAUUAUCCAGAAAAUUUUGACUUCCGGAGUUCCCUCUCGCAACAGACGAAGAGUAGAUCAUGGGGUGACUCAGCAUCCACGCUCCUCAGUCAGGGAAUCACGAAACCAAGGAAGGGAUCGGAUGCCGGAGAUCAUCCUCCUAUUACUCCCAUGUUAUGUGCUACAGAACAGGAAGUUGGUCAUGACAAUUGGAGGUUAUAUGAAUAUAUCGUACGUCACUUUAUUGCUUCUCUAAGUCCUGAUUGCACUUACCUUCAUACUGUGAUUAACUUCAAACUUGCUGAAGAAUCAUUUUCGUGCACAGGGAACUCACCCCUCAAACCUGGGUUUACUGAGGUGAUGCCGUGGCAUUCCAUAAAUGACCAACAAACAUUACCCACCCUUACUGAGGGGGGCAAGUGUGAGGUGGAAAAAACAAAUUUACUUGAACGUAAAACUUCUCCCCCUGAUUACUUGACAGAAAGUGAGUUAAUCAUGCUAAUGGAGAAGCAUGGGAUAGGAACAGAUGCCAGCAUCCCAACACAUAUAAAUAACAUUGGGCAACGGAAUUAUGUAACUGUUAUUUCAGGACGAAAACUACAACCUACUAACUUGGGUAUAAUGUUAGUUCAUGGCUACAAGAAAAUUGAUCCUGAUCUGGCGCUGCCAACCAUGCGUUCUGCUGUGGAAAAACAACUCAACCUAAUUGCAUUGGGUAAGGCAAAGUACACAGAUGUUUUGAAACAUGCUGUGACAAUAUUCCAACAGAAAUUUCACUACUUUGUUGCUCACGUUACAAGCAUGGAUUCAUUAUUUGAAGUCACAUUUACACCACUUUCUGAAAGUGGUAAGCCUAUGUCUCGUUGUGGCAAAUGUAGAAGGUUUAUGAAAUACAUCUCCGCUGCCCCACCAAGGCUAUACUGCAAUACAUGUGAUGAAACUUACGACCUACCACCAAAAACCAACGUCAAAUUAUACAAAGAACUUAAAUGUCCUUUGGAUGAAUUUGAACUGCUAGUGUGCUCAACAGGCACCAAUGGUAAAACAUACACAUUAUGCCCAUACUGUUAUAACCACCCACCAUUUCGCGAUAUGAAGAAGGCAUCUGGUUGUAACUCGUGCACACACCCGGGUUGUGAGCAUUCACUUUCCUCGUUAGGCGUUUCUCCAUGCAUGACAUGCGAAACCGGUAUAUUGGUCCUUGACCCUACCUCGAGUCCAAAGUGGAAACUCGCAUGUAAUGAUAACAGAUGUCCUACUGUGGUGACACUCUUUCAGCAUGCACAUAGGAUAGGUGUCACUGAAGAAACAUGUGAAAAGUGUAGUGCAUAUGAACUUGCUGUUGAUUUUCACAAAGACAAAACACCCCUGGAAAAUAAAGAAACUAAACAUAAGGGUUGUAUAUUUUGCGACCAAAUUUUUUCGAGUCUUAUUAAGUUGAAACAUGCAAGGCUGGCAGUGAAGAGGAGACCGGCAUCAAAAGGAAGGGGAAGGGGGAGAGGGAGGGGAAAGAAGCCACCCAAAGAUAAAAUGUCUCAACUCGCUGCAUAUUUUGUAUGAUUUAUUCAGCAAUAAAAUAUUCCAUGAAAUUGA
Messenger RNA from Ciona intestinalis (vase tunicate), 2518 nucleotides. NCBI's taxonomy places the organism in Eukaryota, Metazoa, Chordata, Ascidiacea, Phlebobranchia, Cionidae. The record is from RefSeq and is a predicted model, not a curated record.